AUGUCUGGGGACAUUUUUGGUUGUCACCACUGGGGAGAGGUGCUACUAGUGUCUGGGGGGUGCUGGGCAGGGAAGCUGGUCAACGUCCUGCAGCGCGCAGGACGCCUGGCAGCGAAGGCCCGGCCAUGGGUGGGGUCCAAGUCGGACCUUCGCAGUCAGGUGCCUGCCUGCCCAGGCUCAGGGGUAGCCACGGGCAAGCACCCCUACUGGACUGGGCCCGCCCGAGGGCGCCGUCUGCUGAGAGCUCCGCCGGGUCCGGGCGGGGCCUGCGUCCUGCCUGCACAUCGGACACUCUGGGGCGGCCGGUCCUCCCGGCGCCGCGCACACUGGGCCCCCAGCACCCUCGCUGCCGCCGAGCGUCUGACCGGCUGCCCUAGCAGCGUGGCCACCGAGGCGGCGGGCCUCCGGGCGCCCAGAGCGUUCCGGAAGUGUGUGUGGACGGGUGGGCGUGGCGGAGCGCACUUCCGGCCGGCGCGCGGGCUGCCACCUCCCGCUCUGAAGCCUGUUGCAGCAGCGUGGGUGUGGAACCUGCGGUCGGAGUUUGUGCUCGCGUCCUCGAGUGACCGUCGCCUCCGCUCAGCCAGCCAGGGUGUGCACACCUUCAGGCCUUGGGGAAGAUGGCGGCCCCGGGGGACGGUCGGGAGUCCCCUCAUGUCCCAUCCCCUGUCAGUCUCGAGUCACCGGGGACACCUGGAGCCCACCACCACGAGGCACGGCUUCACCUCCACGGUCAUCAACACGGCCCAAGCAUGCAAUUCUGUGCCAUUUGACAAACAAGGAAAGCUUCCAGCCAGGAGAGCACCCACUGCCCUCCCUCCAGAGGGCCAGCCCCAGCAGUGCAGCAUCCCCCUGAGUCCGAGCCUGGUGCUUCGGCUGAAGUGGAACAUGCCUGUCGCUGUUGCUGGGACCCCCAGCUGCAGCCCCAAGGUGCGCUCUCAGCCACCACAGGAGGAGGAGCUGUCAGACCUGGAUUUCCAAGAUGUGGAGGAGGUCCAGAUCGGCAGAGACGCCUGCUGGCCAGAUUCUGAGUCGGAGCCUGAGCAGGCUCUGCCAUCUCCCAACUCACAUGAUCCUGAAGAUGAGGUGGACCGGGACCGGGGGGCACUGAGGACCCUGCUGAGGAGCCUUCCCCGUAGACCCACGUGUGGGGACAGCUUUGGGCAGGAGUCCAGCUUGGAGCGCCCAGCAGGUCAGCUGCCAGGGGCCAUGCCCUGCUCCCGGGAGAGGGGCACCUGGCGCAUGACGCUCAUGUCACAGGGAGCCUCUGAGACCGAGGGGGGCCCCGAGCGGGCCGCCGAGCUGGGGGGCAGCUUUGGCCGGGGCUCGGCCCUUGGGGCCCGACAGGGCGGCCCACGGGGUGGGAAGCCUCACAGGUGUGAGGCCUGCGGCAAGAGCUUCAAGUACAACUCCCUGCUGCUGAAGCACCAGCGCAUCCACACGGGCGAGAAGCCCUACGCCUGCCACGAGUGUGGCAAGCGCUUCCGCGGCUGGUCGGGCUUCAUCCAGCACCACCGCAUCCACACCGGCGAGAAGCCCUACGAGUGCGGCCAGUGCGGGCGCGCCUUCAGCCACAGCUCGCACUUCACGCAGCACCUGCGCAUCCACAAUGGCGAGAAGCCCUACAAGUGCGGCGAGUGCGGCCAGGCCUUCAGCCAGAGCUCCAACCUGGUGCGGCACCAGCGGCUGCACACCGGCGAGAAGCCCUACGCCUGCAGCCAGUGCGGCAAGGCCUUCAUCUGGAGCUCCGUGCUCAUCGAGCACCAGCGCAUCCACACAGGCGAGAAGCCCUAUGAGUGCCCCGACUGCGGCAAGGCCUUCCGCGGCCGCUCCCACUUCUUCCGGCAUCUGCGGACCCACACGGGCGAGAAGCCCUUUGCCUGCGGUGUCUGCGGCAAGGCCUUUGGCCAGAGCUCCCAGCUCAUCCAGCACCAGAGGGUCCACUACCGGGAGUAGCAGGCCCAGCAGGCUGUGGUUGAGCCGGGAGGGGGCAUGGACGCGGCCUGGGAUCGAGGGGGUUCUAGAGGGAGGGCUCCUGCCUUCUCACCCUUCCUGCUGGCACCGCAUGCCAAGGGUCCUGAAUAAAUUCUUUUUAAUUGCUGGAAAUGGGAGCCACUCCUGCCUGGGCAAGGCCAUGGGCUGCUUCCCAUCCCUAAGGGCCUGUGUCAGGAGAAGAAUGCCUGGCCUAACCCAGCACCCUGUUUAGUCUCCUGGCCUCGUGCGUGGUCAGUCCGAGCUCCCUGGGGCCUGAGGCCUAGGGGCGUCCUGACUU
Equus quagga is the source of this 2269-nucleotide messenger RNA. RefSeq names its product GLI family zinc finger 4 (gene GLI4). The coding region runs from base 1 to 1953 and encodes 650 amino acids. Gene Ontology annotation, biological process: regulation of transcription by RNA polymerase II. NCBI's taxonomy places the organism in Eukaryota, Metazoa, Chordata, Mammalia, Perissodactyla, Equidae. The record is from RefSeq and is a predicted model, not a curated record. Gene Ontology annotation, cellular component: nucleus. Gene Ontology annotation, molecular function: DNA-binding transcription factor activity, RNA polymerase II-specific; RNA polymerase II cis-regulatory region sequence-specific DNA binding. The transcript has 8 exons.